This is a messenger RNA of Brassica napus (rape), 2912 nucleotides long. RefSeq names its product pumilio homolog 6, chloroplastic-like. Gene Ontology annotation, cellular component: cytoplasm. NCBI's taxonomy places the organism in Eukaryota, Viridiplantae, Streptophyta, Magnoliopsida, Brassicales, Brassicaceae. The coding region runs from base 210 to 2612 and encodes 800 amino acids. The record is from RefSeq and is a predicted model, not a curated record. Gene Ontology annotation, biological process: post-transcriptional regulation of gene expression. Gene Ontology annotation, molecular function: mRNA binding. The transcript is spliced from 9 exons.
GAAAAAAUCAAACAUUUAUAAAAAAAUCCCACUGACCAAGCCAAAGAAGGUCACUUUUAAAGUUCUUAUUAGAAGAAACCCUCCUCUCUUCUCUCUCUCUCUCACGACUUAAAGUAGCAGCAGAAUCUAGGGUUUGUUAACAGUGAAUUCCUUUGGAUUCCACCCCUCCCUUCCUGAGUAACCAAGAAAAGCAACAACCUUUUAAGCAAAUGGCAACUGAGAAUCCUAUUAGAAUGUCUGGGAGCAAUGAGAGAUGGUCUAACUCUGUUCCUAACCGAAGUGGAAGUGCUCCUCCGAGCAUGGAGGGAUCUUUUCGAGCCGUUGAUAAUCUAUUGUCACGGCAGGGCAGCUCCGGUUAUACUAACCUGAACCGCACACCUUCUCCACCUGUCUAUUACCCUGCUCAGUAUCAUCAGUUCGUAGACAAUCGUGUAGGUAGUAGAUUGUAUAAAGUUAAGUCUCCAGUUCACUUGUCCCAAGGUGCACUUUCUACUCACAAGGAAGUGUCUGAGGAUGAAAGCUCUCAGCAGCUAUCUGUUAUUAGUUUUUCCGAUAUGACAAAUGCUGUGGAAGAAGAGUUGAGACAGGAUGAUAGUAGUGAGUCUAACUCUUCAACUGGUGAAAUGAACAUAGCGGAUGAGAGUGGUAAUGUCUCGGAGACAUCAGAUGAUGCUGCUGUAGUGACUAGAGCUUCCGCUGUCACUGAGAAGACUCCUGAUGAGUCAACCAUCAUCUCUAAGAUGAAGAAUGUCAACAUAUCUGGACCUGGAACGCCCAGAUACCCUCGAGAGCCAAGGAAUACAAGGCCAGAAAGGCAGGUUUUUCAACAACAAAAUAAUCUAACAUGGGUUCAAGGUGGCGGCAAAAUGAGUUAUCAUGCGGUUAACGGGACCGGACAGUUUCCUUAUGGUCAACAUGUGCUUCAGUCUCCAGGAUUUAAGCCUCCUCCUCAGCUUUACGUUCCAACUCAAACGGCUUACGUGACUUCACCAGCGCAAGUCUACAACAUGCAGUCUCCUCCUGUUUACUCUCCUCAAUAUGGUUAUGGACCUUACACUAACAUGAGCCCACACCCACAGUUCAUACCUGGAGGAUACCCUUCACAUGGUUCCGUUCCGCUUAUUGUCGGUCCAAGUGCGGGAGGUGAAAUGCAGUAUGCUCAGAAGUUCUAUGCUCCACAGGGCCAGCCUUCGUUUCCAGAUCCUAUGUAUAUGCAGUACAGUCAACAGCCAUUCGGGCAGAUGGAGCCUCCUAGGGGGUACCAUAAGAAUGGUCCUGAGCCUCAGAAGUUUGUCCGGGGAAUAAGGGGGCCGCCGAGUAACUCUAAUAUGGGUAGAAUGGGUCUUAGUUAUCAUGGAGUUCAGCCAAAUAUGGGCAUUAUGGUGCAGUAUCUGCCUGCACAGCCCGGUGCUCCUCUUUCACCCGGCUCUCUUCCCUAUGUAGAGGCAUCAUAUCCUGGGUGGCAGCCACAUGGCAAUGGUCCGAGGUUGUGCAAUUUUCUUGAAGAGCUGAAGUCUGGAAAAGGCAGGAGGUUUGGUUUAUCAGACAUCACAGGGCACGUUGUUGAGUUCAGGCAAGUUUUUCACGAGUCUUUGUCUUUGGUUUCUUCUCAAUUUAACUUUACUAAAACCUUCUGUUUUCUUUUCAGUGCGGAUCAGCACGGGAGCCGGUUCAUUCAGCAAAAGCUUGAGCAUUGUAAUCCAGAAGAGAAAGCAGCUGUCUUUAGGGAGAUUCUCCCACAUGCUUGCAAACUUAUGACUGAUGUGUUUGGCAAUUAUGUCAUUCAGAAGUUUUUCGAAUACGGAAACCCAUCACAGAGGAAGGAACUCGCUGAUCAACUCAUGGGACAGAUAGUACCACUUAGUCUGCAGAUGUACGGUUGUAGAGUGAUACAAAAGGCUCUUGAUGUCAUAGAACCUGAUCAGAGAGUUCGUUUAGCACGUGAACUUGACGGACAGGUCAUGAGAUGUGUUCGAGACCAAAACGGAAACCAUGUGAUCCAGAAAUGCAUCGAGAAUAUCUCUGCAGACAGAGUUGGAUUCAUGUUAGCUGCAUUCCGUGGUCAAGUUUCCUCGCUCUCUAUGCAUCCUUAUGGCUGCCGUGUCAUACAGAGGCUUCUGGAGCGUUGCGCAAAUGAGCAUCAGUGUCAGUUCAUCACCGAGGAGAUACUGGAAUCUGUAUGCGUCCUUUCCAAGGACCAAUAUGGAAAUUAUGUCACACAGCAUGUCUUGGAGAAAGGGACAUCUAAAGAACGUGAGAGAAUCGUGAGGAAACUAUCAGGGCACAUUGUGCAGCUUAGCCUACACAAAUUUGCAUCAAAUGUUAUAGAGAAGUGCCUGGAGCAUGGUGGCAGAAUUGAGCGGGACCUUAUUAUCGAAGAGAUUGCAGGGCCCGACGAGAGCUAUGAUAGUCUAUUGAUGAUGAUGAAGGACCAGUAUGGAAACUACGUGGUGCAGAAGAUAUUUGAGACGUGUACUGUUGAGCAGCGUGCAGCAUUGUCCAGCCGAGUCAGGAUGCACGCUUCUGCUUUGAAGAAAUACACAUAUGGCAAACAUAUUGUUACUCGUUUAGAACAGCCCUUUGCUGAAGGAAGCCGAGAAUCGAGGCGAUGAAUGGCUCUUCUGAUUCAAGGCAAGUGGCUGACUGAGAUUUAGUUGAUGAUACAAUUGGCUUUUCAUAGAAGCUGGAGAUUCUCUGCAUUGGAAAUGUUAAGAGUUGACAAUCAUUGUGGAAGCAAUUGGUUGUGAAGAAGAAACGUAUCAGUAGAUUGUGUGGGCAUGUUGGUAAAUAUUGAAAAAUGUAUCAGUAGUACUGUAGCUGGUUUGUGGAUUCAUCAAAGACAAUUCCAGAACUUUUCUAAACAGUAUCAUUACUGAUUCCAUGCUAGUCGUUAUACAGCCUAGUUCCAUGAA